Messenger RNA from Myotis myotis, 2656 nucleotides. It is a transcript of the gene TRA2B, whose product is annotated as transformer 2 beta homolog. The coding region runs from base 674 to 1702 and encodes 342 amino acids. The transcript is spliced from 12 exons. Gene Ontology annotation, molecular function: RNA binding. The record is from RefSeq and is a predicted model, not a curated record. Gene Ontology annotation, cellular component: spliceosomal complex. Lineage: Eukaryota; Metazoa; Chordata; Mammalia; Chiroptera; Vespertilionidae. Gene Ontology annotation, biological process: positive regulation of mRNA splicing, via spliceosome.
ACAUCCGCGAGACUUAGAGCCCGUGUGGCAGCCGUGCGGAGCGGUCGGGUUCUCAGCGGCGUGGAAACUUGUGGUGGUGACAGGCUGCGGCCGAGCCUCUGUGAAGAAGGUGCAAGAGGUUGGCAGCUUCGCUUGAAGCACAUCGAGCCGGGCGGCGGCGGCGGCAGCAGCAGCAGCAGCAGCAUCAUCUAGGAGUCAUGAGCGACAGCGGCGAGCAGAACUACGGCGAGCGGGUUAAUGUUGAAGAAGGAAAAUGCGGAAGUCGUCAUUUGACAAGUUUUAUAAAUGAGUAUUUGAAGCUCAGGAAUAAGUGAAGCUGAAAUUUGAAAAAAUUAAAGAAUGCAUGCUAAUUAUCAGACCAGAAGUCCCACUUGUAGAAUAUUGAGCAAUUUGUGUGAAGUGGGGAAGAUGAAAGAAGUCAGAAUUUGAAACGGAAGAAUGAAGAAAAGAAAUAAAAAUGAAGUUAAGAUAAGAAGUAAUCUGGAAUCAGAAAGCACUACGCUAAGUAAUUACUAGUCUGUUUAUGUGUCCCUGUAUAUUUUGCUAAACAUGCAUGCAUUAUUUGUUUAAUAGAAGAAAAUAUAUACAGGGUAAAGAAGUGCCUUCCAGGGGGAACGUUUAAAUUAGCUGAAUAGAAGAGUCAGAUGAUUGUAAUGAUGUUGCCUACAGUUGGAUGGAACAAGUACACAUCAAAGUAAUACUCAAUGAUAGCCAACCAACAGCUGUCUUCUACCCUAUUGGAGAAGCCAAGGAAUCCCGUUCUGCUUCCAGAAGUGGAAGUGCUCAUGGAUCUGGGAAAUCUGCAAGGCAUACCCCUGCAAGGUCUCGCUCCAAGGAAGAUUCCAGGCGUUCCAGAUCAAAGUCCAGGUCCAGAUCUGAAUCUAGGUCUAGAUCCAGAAGAAGUUCUCGAAGGCAUUAUACAAGAUCACGAUCUCGGUCUCGCUCCCAUAGACGAUCCCGGAGCAGGUCUUACAGUCGAGACUAUCGGAGGCGUCAUAGCCACAGUCAUUCUCCCAUGUCUACUCGCAGACGUCAUGUCGGGAAUCGGAGAGGGUGGAAGGGAGGGGGAGAGACAGAGGGAGAGAAACAUCGAUGUGAGAGAGACACAUCCACUGGUUGCCUCCCGCACACGCCCCGACCGGUGCCGGUGAUCAAGCCUGCAGCGGAGGCAAAUCCUGAUCCCAACUGUUGUCUUGGAGUAUUUGGAUUGAGCUUGUACACUACAGAAAGAGAUCUAAGAGAAGUAUUCUCUAAAUAUGGCCCCAUUGCUGAUGUGUCUAUCGUAUAUGACCAGCAAUCUAGACGUUCAAGAGGAUUUGCCUUUGUAUAUUUUGAAAAUGUAGAUGAUGCCAAGGAAGCAAAAGAGCGUGCCAAUGGAAUGGAGCUUGAUGGACGUAGAAUCAGAGUUGAUUUCUCUAUAACCAAAAGACCACAUACCCCAACACCAGGAAUUUAUAUGGGGAGACCUACCUAUGGCAGCUCACGCCGUCGUGAUUACUACGACAGAGGAUACGAUCGAGGCUAUGAUGAUCGGGACUACUAUAGCAGAUCAUACAGAGGAGGUGGUGGAGGUGGAGGAGGAUGGAGAGCUGCUCAAGACAGGGAUCAGAUUUACAGAAGGCGGUCACCUUCUCCUUACUAUAGUCGUGGAGGAUAUAGAUCACGUUCCAGAUCUCGAUCAUACUCACCUCGUCGCUAUUAAAGCAUGAAGUGGAAGGCUUUCUGAAACCUCUCUUAGAGUUUGGAUAUUGUUUGUGGACAAUAUUUUUUAUUGUCUCCUGUUUAAAAAGUGAACAGUGCCUAGUGAAGUUAGGUGACUUUUACACCUUUUAUGAUGACUACUUUUGGUGGAGUUGAAAUGCUGUUCUCAUUCGCAUUUGUGUAGUUCGGUGCUUUGUUCCAAGUUAAGUGUUUUCAGAAAAGUAUGUUUUGCAUGUAUUUUUUUACAGUCUAAAUUUUGACUGCUGAGAAGUUUUUAUUGUACAAAACUUCAUUUAAAGGGUUUUUCUACUGAAUCCAGGGUAUUCUGAAGAUCGAAGCCUGUGUGUAAAAUGCUACCAAAUGGCAAAAAGCAACAAUAAAGUUUGAUUUUUACUUUUCUUUCUAACAUCAGUGCUUAGCAGAAUUGUUCAGACUAGGUUGUCAAUAGUAAAUUUGAAGACAAAAAUGUCCAUUUUCCUUUAGUCCAUGGAACCUACCAUACUUAAUAUACCUGCAACUAAAUAUUAAAAAUUAUGCUCUGUAACUCAGUACUGCUAGUAUUAGAACUAAUCUUUCAAUACAGCAAAUGCUUAAUGCUUAUACUAAUGUGGAUUUGUCAGCCUUUAUGUAAUCUGUAUUAUAUAGCAGGGAAAGAGUGGCACAAUGUAUGGCUUAAAAAGGCUAUUUCUCAAUGAUGGUAUUUCAACUGGUUAUCAGCAAGUGACAAUACAUUCCACCACAAAUGUGCUCUUGCUCUUGUUCUAGCUUUUAAACUAUAUGAAAGAAACUGGGUGCUUCAGAAUUUGGAGAAAGAAACACUACUGUGUUGUGGAUGAACUGAAGACUGCCUGUUCAUUUUUUAAAUAUUAUUUCAGGUCCUUUGCAUACCAGAGGAGGCCCAAUUUCACUCAAAUGUUUUGAGAACUGUGUUAAAUAAAUGCAAAUGAAAAGUAAA